Messenger RNA from Schistocerca gregaria, 3083 nucleotides. RefSeq lists its product as uncharacterized. Gene Ontology annotation, molecular function: protein binding. The record is from RefSeq and is a predicted model, not a curated record. Lineage: Eukaryota; Metazoa; Arthropoda; Insecta; Orthoptera; Acrididae. The transcript has 4 exons. The coding region runs from base 362 to 1906 and encodes 514 amino acids.
UGAUAGCUGGGACGACAUUAGCGCUCCAAGCGGUCAGAAAUAGUGUAUUUACGUAUGUCGUAAGGAUAAUGCGAACAUUUAAUUACUUAACGAAAUGGUUGUUGUAUUUCUGCAUUCCAUACGUUAACAAGUACCAAGAGACAUGAAUUGUUGUGAAAUACACGUAAAAACAACCAAAUCAGACUGAUUUAAUGACACAAGCUAGAACCUAUCCAUGAGGAAUUACUUUCGAGUAUGUUGUGUAUGUGCAGCUUAUUCCUCUGAAAGUUCCACUUUCCUGAUUCGGCUGAGAGUGUGGUGAAUAAUACUCUGCUCUGUUGGGUAGAUAUACAACCUCAUUUUACGAAAGUUUGUCUUGAAAAUGGCGGGGUGUUCUCCCGCCGAAAUAUCGGAGGUCGCUGAAAAUGUUACUGGGCUGGAUUCCCAAAUGGCACCGACUCCACCGGCUGUGAUUUGUGACGACUUACUGCUUUCCAUAUUUUCCUUCCUGUCAAUCCCAGACUUGGCUCGGUGUGCUGCCGUGUGUCAGCAGUGGCACAAAAUUGUGACAGGAUUUACACACCUGUGGAAGGGGAAGAGGUACGUCAGUGACAGAAGUCCGAGGGAAUCUGACGAGACACGUGCAAUCUUGAACACUCUACCGCCGUUGCAGGAAGUCAUAGUCAAGCAGCACGUCAAUUUCGAGGUGGACAUUUCCUACCCCCGUAUGGUUCUGUCGGUGACCAGCAUUUCCGACUUGGGAGCCGCGCGAGGCUACCAGAGAUUGACGUGCACGUACCUGUCGACUAAACUCGACAUCGCGGACAACACCCUCUCCCCCCGUUCGCCUGUCGACCUGGCGGCGCUCCGCAAGCUGCGGAUCAUCAGGGCGAUACCGACACUCGAACCUGACGCCAGGGCGGAGUACGCGGUCAGUUCCGCCCUGCACCUGUGCCCGAAUCUCAGAGAGCUGAGUGUGUACGUAGACUCCAUGUCGGCGGACUACCUGGAAGGUUCGGAAGGGAUCGGCCGGUUGCGGACACUCGAAAUACGGUGCCCCCGCCUGAAAGAACUGUCGUUCCUAAAACAUUGCUCGGCCACGUUGGAGGAGCUGGAACUGAAAGGUUGCUCCGACCUGCCGUCCGCCGCGUACGCGGUGCUCCGGCACCUCGGGAACCUGCAGAGGCUUCGGCUGCGGGACUGCUGCGUGCUGGGAGACGACCUGGAGGCGGCCGUCACGGGUCUGAGGUCCCUCACGUCCCUGCAGCUGGUCGACUGCGUAUUCGUCUCCGACCUGUCCUUCCUGAGCCGUUGCGAGCGGCUGCGGGAGCUCCACGUCGAAGCCGAGGACGCGCCGGUCGCGGGCCUGCGGCACCUGCCCACCGGCCUCCGCUCGCUCUGCCUGGUUGGUGACACCGUGACCGCGGAGGACCUGUCAGAGUUGCUGCCGCGCCUGCCGCUGCUCGAGGAGCUGGACCUCUGCCGCGCGGAGCUCGUCCGCCUGGGCUUCCUGCGGCACUGCCCUCGGCUGCGCCGCCUCUGCCUCGAGUUCUCGACGUGGUCCGACGGGUGGGAGCUGUCGAACCUGCACCACUUGACGCAGCUCGAGGUCCUGGACCUGAGGAGGUGCGCGGUCGACGCGGACGUCCUCUCCGGAGUUGUGCCCUCACUGCCGCGGCUGGAUGCUCUGUCUCUGGCUCACGUGGAGGACUUAAUCCACUUGGAGUUCCUCGGGUACUGCCCGCAGAUUCGUAAACUGUCACUUUUUAAUGCCUUCGGAUGGCAGUUGGAGGCCUACCGGGAACUGUGCCACCUGAAAAAUCUGCAGCACUUGUGUGUCAGCAAAUUAGUGUACAACUUUGUCCACGAGCUCGUCCGACCGUGCCUGCCACGAGUAAAAAUUUAUUGCUCGGAUCGGUCUAUUUAAACUUCUGCUCGAGGAGCUUUUCUAACUGUAGAUGUCGACAAUUGUAUAGAUUGAUGUACAUCAUUUACAGACUGAAUUUUUCACUAUGCAACAGUGUGUGUGCCAUUCCCAUUCUUAUUGGCAAGUUAAAACUGUCUGCCGUACAGGGACUCAAACCCACCUAUUGCAGACAGUACCGACUCGGUUUUACAGUCGUCGUCCACAGUCUACCCUCCCCAAUGUACUUUAACCAGUACCUUACUCUACCUUUCAGACUUCACAGAAAAUCUCUCGCAUAACUAACUGAACUAGCAAUCGUGAGAAUAAGGAUAUGGGGGAGAAACUAUUUUCAAACUGAAUGUGUACUGCAGAGUGAAAGUUUAACUAACUCUGGGAACUACCCCUAGGCUGUGACUAAACCAUUUCUUAGCAAUGUCCCAUCUUUCAGAACUGCUAGUUCUGUAAGGUAUGCAAGAGAACUACUUUAAAAUUUGGGAGGUAGAAGAUGAGGUACUGGCGUAAGUACAGCUGUGAGGGUACCUCAUGAGUCGUGCCUCAGUAGCUCAGGUGGUAAGAACGUUGCCCACGAUCGGUAGGGUUCUGGGUUCCGAUCCCAGUAUGGCACACAGUCCUAAUUUGGCUAGAAGUUUCUCUACAAGUGAUGUUUGAAAGAAUUCUCAUUAAAUAACAUUUUCUGCAGUUCACUUUUAGUACCAGGUCAGUGUUAUAAACACGAGCGAGCAGUAUAAUUGUAGUAAAACCUGUUUUGCAUUUCCAGAUUUGAUGUUCACCUGCUCUUUUAUGUUAUUUUCUGUCGGUCCCUUCGUAAGCUGUAUCAUCUCUAUUAGUUGUCGUCCUGCCAUUAAAAAUUUUGUGUGGAUAACAUUUCCCAUGGUUGCCACAUCUGAACCACUACCACAAGUUGCAUAAUAGGUUUUCAGAUUGGUUUGUGUGGAAAUUAGUUUGUGUUCCCACUCGUGCACAACUUGUAAUAUAAUGCAUAAUGUAAACUGUAUGUUUUGAAGAUUUUUCUUCUAAUUUUACGUGGUUAUAUUUAAUGUCCACUUAUGACCCAAAUGAUUCCUUUAAUGCCCGCAAGAACCAACUGUGCCAAUGCCUUUAGGAGAAAUGCAACAAUGUUGCUCAAGAUUGUAUUUUUAUACGUUGAAAAUAAUUUAAUGGUUCAUCUGCUUAUUGU